This is a messenger RNA of Echinostoma caproni, 609 nucleotides long. The record is from the annotation of a GenBank genome assembly. Lineage: Eukaryota; Metazoa; Platyhelminthes; Trematoda; Plagiorchiida; Echinostomatidae.
UCAUGUACCAAAUGGCCCAGUCGACUGGUGCAAGGUGAACGCUCCCUGCUUCGUUGGAUUGAUCCCCAAUCCUCACGCUUAUUUUGCUCAAACACACUCGGUGCCGCUGCUGGUGACUGUAAUCCGACUCAGUUGACUCAACCAUUUGGUCCGAUUCCAGAUACUGAGGGACAAAAGUCGUAUGAGCUGCGUGAUGCCACAAUGGGUGGUCGAGUGUUACAUAUCAUCGAUGUUGACUUGGAAAAUUCCUAUCCACAACGCUAUGAUUGGCCACGUCGUUCUUCAUCUUCCAGCGGAAGUGAUCAACCAGCCUGGUCUGUCAGUUCUGAGGCACGAGAACCGUUUUUAUCAGCGGAUGUGGUCAACGACCAUGGUUGUUGUUCUGGUGCUCGUGAACCUCAGGCCACAGUUGCUGUAUGGACCACAAGCGAUCAGUUCAAAACUUUCCUAAUUCAUCCACGCAUGUUUUUAGACCAUUCACCGAAUUAUUUUAUCCGAGCAGUGAACCGCGUCCACGCGACUGUCACCCAGGAUCCAGUGUUCGCAAAUCCAUACAUAAAACCGACAGAAGUAUUUCGAAGGAUGAAUCAUGUGCCGCCAGACGAUUGA